AUGGCCUCCUCAAAUCGCAGUCGUGUCUGGUUCGAAAUCUCCAUUGGCGGCGAUGCGUUGGGCAAGGUCGUUUUCGAGCUGUACGAUGAUAUCGUACCUAAGACCGCAAAGAACUUCCGCGCUCUAUGCACUGGCGAAGAGGGCAAGGGCAAGUCCGGCAAGCCUCUACAUUACAAGGAAUCCACCUUUCAUCGCGUCAUCAAGGGCUUCAUGAUCCAGGGAGGAGACUUCACUGCACACAACGGCACCGGCGGAGAGAGCAUCUAUGGCGAGAAGUUUGAGGACGAGAACUUUCAGAUCAAGCAUGAGAAGCCAUUCCUCCUGUCAAUGGCGAACGCUGGGCCUGCCACCAACGGUAGCCAGUUUUUCGUCACCACAGUAGCAACACCACACUUGGACGGCAAACACGUGGUGUUUGGAGAGGUGGUUUCUGGCAAGAGCAUCAUUCGGCAGGUUGAGAACACGCCGGUCACCGACGACAAACCAGACAAGGACGUUGUCAUCGAAGACUGUGGUGUCUUGCCGGCAACUGAAGACCUUGCAGAGUUCACUAAGAAGCAGCCAGACGCUACGGGCGAUGCGUACGAGGACUUUCCCGAAGACCAAAAGUCACAGGACGCGGAGUGGAAGGGGACCGAGAUCGUGGCAAUCGUGGAGGAUUUGAAGACAAUGGGAAACACAGCGUUCAAGGGAGGUGACAUUGAGCUUGGACUGAGCAAGUACCAGAAAGCCCUGCGUUAUCUCCACGAGUACCCUGUGCCACUGGACAACGAUCCACCGGAGUUGGGAGCACAGCUUUCCAAGCUCAAGUUCUCGCUCCACUCCAACAGCUCGUUACUGCAGUUCAAAUUGAACCGCUUCGAGGCGUCGUAUCAAUCGGCGGAGAAGGCGAUUGUUGUGGAGGGCAUCUCGGACGCGGACAAGGGCAAGGCGUUGUUCCGUAAGGGCGCAGCUUUGAAGGGAUCGAAGGAUGAGGAGGGUGCGUUGCAGUGUCUGGAGGAGGCGGCUAAGCUUGUGCCAAACGACGCUGGAGUCAAGAACGAGCUCGCCGCGGUGAAGAAGGCUGCGGCUGAGCGCAAGUUGAAGGAGCGAAAGGCAUACUCCAAGGCCUUUGUUUGA
Messenger RNA from Ramularia collo-cygni, 1119 nucleotides. Its product is annotated as probable peptidyl-prolyl cis-trans isomerase (cyclophilin41). Gene Ontology annotation, molecular function: protein binding; peptidyl-prolyl cis-trans isomerase activity. Bases 1 to 1119 code for a protein of 372 amino acids. NCBI's taxonomy places the organism in Eukaryota, Fungi, Ascomycota, Dothideomycetes, Mycosphaerellales, Mycosphaerellaceae. The record is from RefSeq and is a predicted model, not a curated record. Gene Ontology annotation, biological process: protein folding; protein peptidyl-prolyl isomerization. The transcript has a single exon. Gene Ontology annotation, cellular component: intracellular membrane-bounded organelle.